This is a messenger RNA of Quercus lobata, 1264 nucleotides long. RefSeq lists its product as uncharacterized. The transcript is spliced from 4 exons. The coding region runs from base 86 to 1264 and encodes 392 amino acids. The record is from RefSeq and is a predicted model, not a curated record. NCBI's taxonomy places the organism in Eukaryota, Viridiplantae, Streptophyta, Magnoliopsida, Fagales, Fagaceae.
CUCUCUCUCUCUCCUUCUUGCCUCUCCAACCUAACCAUCUUCUUUCCAGUUUCCACAUCUCUUUCUCUCUGUGGGACUAAAUUACAUGAGGAGACUUUGUCCGAAUAUUGAUAGAGAAGAUGGCCUUGAGACAGUUCUUGAGGUCCCUAUACCAGAAGAAAUGUUCACAAGCAUGGGGAGUAGUGUAACAAUACGAUGGGAAAACAUGCAAACAUGGAUGAAAGCUCAAACAAACAACAAAUGGUCAUCAACUCCAAUCAUUGCUGGUCGCUUUAACGAGCUACGUUUCCUGCUUUACCUGGUUGGAUCCCCACUUAUUCCCCUUCAGGUCCAAUUAGGUCACUCUAUCCACCGUCCUGUCAAAGAUUGCUCCAUUUUACAACGGAGGAUGGGGAAUUUGAACUCUAGACGUCUCAGUUGGAAACACCAACAGGAAGCUUCAACAGCGAAAUAUAUAGUGCAACAGUAUACAGCAGCAACGGGAGGGCAACCGGCAUUAAACUCAGUGCAAAGCAUGUGUGUGACCGGGCAUGUGAGGAUUAGAGCCUCGGAUUUUCAGCAAGGAGGAGGGGAGGACGAGUGUGUAGAGUUGAAAACGAGUAGAGAAGAGUUUGGUGGAUUUGUGCUUUGGCAAAAGAAUCCUGACUUGUGGUGCUUAGAGCUUCUUGUACCCGGGUGCAAGGUCAUCUGCGGCAGCAAUGGUAAGGUUUCAUGGCGGCAUUCCUCUAAUCAACAGACACCCAUUUCAAAUGGUCCUCCCAGACCCUUGCGCCGUUUCCUACAGGGUUUAGACCCAAGAGCCACAGCCAACUUAUUUAUGGAUGCAAUGUGCAUUGGAGAAAAAAUCAUAAAUGACGAAGACUGCUUCAUACUAAAGAUAGAUACAGGGGCAGCAAUUCGCGAGGCUCAAAGCAGUCCAAACUAUGAGAUUAUCCACCACACAAUAUGGGGAUACUUCAGCCAACGUUCAGGCCUUUUGAUUCAAUUUGAAGACUCGAGGCUGCUUAGGAUGAAAACUCAAUCUGAAGAGGACGUGUUCUGGGAAACCAGCACUGAAUCAAUCAUGGAGGAUUAUAGGUACGUUGAUGGUGUAAACAUUGCACACAGUGGCAAGACUCACAUCACGAUUUAUAGAUAUGGAGAGCAAUCUGCUAACCACAAGAGGGAGUUGGAAGAGAAAUGGAAAAUUGAUGAGGUUGAUUUCAACAUAUGGGGCUUAACAAUGGAAAGCUUUCUGCCUCCAGCUGAACUAGGAAAAAAUUAA